AUGGUCCUCUACGUCAUCGGUUCCUUCCUCCUCCUCUUCGGUGCCGAAAAAAACCUGAAGCGCCUCCACCUCCCCUGGCUGACCCUGCACCCUCUGGUGGCGGCGGCCCUCAUGGCCCUCAUGGGAUGCUUCGCCUUCCGUUCCUUCGGUCGCCGCGGUUACGUGCGGGACGACGCCUUCAUCGUCUUUGCGAUGUUCCUCGUAUUCUGGAUCCUGACCUACCUGUGGGUGGUGGUGGUUGGGAAUUACCAGAGCCUGGAGGCGGACGACGCGGAGGACACGACGCUCCUGCUCGACGGAUGGCCCGGCCUGCAGCAACCUGGAAGGCAUUCCCGGGGGACGAGAUCCCAAAGAACCAACGCUCCGUGGGCUCCACCUUCGCCGCCCUCUCCCGUUCCUUUCAGCCUCCCUGCAUGA
Molecule: messenger RNA, 417 nt
Organism: Darwinula stevensoni
Lineage: Eukaryota; Metazoa; Arthropoda; Ostracoda; Podocopida; Darwinulidae
Source: the annotation of a GenBank genome assembly